AUGCCCCUCAACCCAACCAAGCACCACCGCAACGAGUCUUACCCCCGAGCAUCCAUGCUCCCCCCAGGCCCCUCCUCGACCUUCCAACAAAGCCAAUACCAUAACCCAACCCAGCACAUGUCGAGCUCCACUAGCGGCUCCGUCUCCAUGUCCGCUGCGAAAAGCCGGCAAUACGCCCAUCUGCAGACGCAGUUGGCGCAAUUGAAUGCCAAUCUGGCGGAUACGCAGAAUUUGCUUCGCAUGACCGCUGUGCAGGCGGGAGAUAUCCGGUUUUUAGGUGGUUAUAUGGGGGCCUUGUUUAUGGGGAGUGCAAAGGUGUUGGGGGAAGAGGGGGUGAAGGGGAAGAGUGGCGCUGGGACUGGGAUUGGGGAGGGAGAGGGAGAGGGAGAAGCGGUUGUGAAGAAGGAGGAAAGCGAGGAGGAUUGA
Molecule: messenger RNA, 426 nt
Organism: Penicillium oxalicum
Lineage: Eukaryota; Fungi; Ascomycota; Eurotiomycetes; Eurotiales; Aspergillaceae
Product: DASH complex subunit HSK3 family protein
Exons: 1
Coding region: 1-426 (141 amino acids)
Biological process (GO): attachment of spindle microtubules to kinetochore
Cellular component (GO): DASH complex
Source: RefSeq, a predicted model, not a curated record